This is a messenger RNA of Linum trigynum, 3348 nucleotides long. Lineage: Eukaryota; Viridiplantae; Streptophyta; Magnoliopsida; Malpighiales; Linaceae. The record is from the annotation of a GenBank genome assembly.
CCAAACCAAACUUUCGUGAUUCCCUACUUUAUUUCCAUGUGCACAACAAACCAAAGCAUUAUGUGUCAAAAAUUAAAUGGGUCUGCCUAUUUACCAAACCAAAACAUUUUGGACAACUACAAUACUUUAGGAUUACGUACAAUACCAUGACAGUCACUUCAAACUAUGUAUACCAAAACAUUUUUGGACAACUACAAUACUUUGGUAUUGGUAUGUAUUUAAUAUUUAUGUUCUAUAUUAAGUGCAUGGAUGAUGAAUGAUGUAUUAACUCGAAUGAUGAUGAUAAUCAUGGAUGGUUAGUCUUAUUAUUAUUUCUUAUAUAUAAUGAUAGUUUACGAUAGUAAUACCAUAUGGUUACGUUUUAUUCAUUAACAGGAUAAUUGUUUUCAUGUAAUGUUAUGUUAUUUGGGUAAUCCGAUUAACCAAACCAAUUAAACUUUGGAUUGAUUAAUUUGGUUUUCGUGUUAAUUUGGACGGUUUGGUUAAUACAUUUUAUUUCAUGAUUAAUAAAAUUUGGGUUAAUUGCAUAGUUGAUCACUGGGAUUACAAAAAACGUUUAAGUUUGGUCACUCGAAAUAUUUAAAUCCAUUGGUGGUACUUCAGUUUACUGAAACCGUUCACGUUUAGUCACUCUCCGUCCAACUCUGUUAACUUUGGCUGAUGUGGCAGUCAACUCUCAAAGUUGACCGUUAACUUAGUGACGUGGCAACUAAAAAAUUAUUAAAAAAUAAAAAAAUAAACUUUUAUAUUUUCCACCUCAUUAUUACAUUCAUUAAAAAUAAAAAACCUCAUUUCUUUUCUACAAACCACAUACCCUACCCGACCCAACCUCCACCACCGUCGCAAAAUCCGGCCACCGUAACAACACUCUCCACCACCACCACCACCAGACUCCGACUCCUGCCCCAUCCCCGUCCCCGACACCGGCUGCUCCUUCCACGACGGCUUUCCCCACUCGAAAUCCACUUGACUCAGCCCCAUUCUCAUACACGAAAUGGUUGUCCAGUUUGGGGCCUUCCUGGUUUAGAUACUUCAAAAUGCAAACGAAUGGAAAUUAAUUACACAUUAGAAUGUAAAUGUAAAUGUACAGUUUUCUGGUCACAUGUUCAUGUUUGUACGUAGUCUUCUUUUUUCCCAUGUAAUUUUGGUAAUGACUAAUGUACAAAAUACCUCCUGGAAAAGUGUGGAGGCAGAGUAGGAAGGCCCCGGCAUGAAUGCGGCAAUGAAAACCGCCACAGAGAUUCUACGGGGAAAAUUUCCAUGGCUUGAGCAGCCGCAAGCCCGCCGAAGCUAUGGGCGACAAGGACCACCUUCUUCGCCGGCGGGAGAGAGGCCAGAUAAUCCCUGAGCGGCUGCGAGUACUGGGAAAAGGUCCCAACAGCGUCAAUCUGUUACGGGUCGAUGCUGGAAGCAGCCAGGUCGAUGGCGGUGACGUUGUGGCCGGUGGAGGCGAGCAGCGGCAACAUCUUGUACCACGACCACGCCCCGAAGCAAGCUUCGUGGACCAACACGAAGUGUCGUCGGCCGCCGGGGGGAUUCGGGCCCGGAAUGGGUAAGGAAUUGGAUGAUGAAGUUUCGGCGGCCGCUGCCAUGGCAAGCCGGCGUCGGGGACGGGGAUGGGGCAGGAGUCGGAGUCGGCUGGUGGUGGUGGUGGUGGGGAGUGUUGCUACGGUGGUCGGAUUUCGCAACGUGGAGGUUGGGUCAGGGGUUUGUAGAAAAAAAAUUAGGUUUUUUAUUUUUUUAUUUUUUAAUGAAUGUAAUAAUGAGGUGGAAAAUAUAAAAGUUUAUUUUUUAUUUUUUAAUAAUUUUUUAGUUGCCACGUCACUAAGUUAACGGUCAACUUUGAGAGUUGACUGCCACAUCAGUCAAAAUUAACGGAGUUGGACGGAGAGUGACCAAACGUGAACGGUUUCUGUAAACUGAAGUACCAUCAAUGGAUUUAAAUAUUUCGAGUGACCAAACUUAAACUUUUUUGUAAUUUCAGUGACCAACCAUGCAAUUAACCCAUAAAAUUUAGGCUAAAUUGAUUUGGUUAUUACCACAGUAAUCAUUUGAAUAGCCUAGGUGCAACAUAAACCAAUCCAGUCCAGUCAGAGGAGUCAGUAGUCCUUUUUGUUUUUUUGGAUUCUUCUCGUCGGCAUCUUUGUGGAGCAGGAACUUAUUCGUCAUAUAUGGAUGUUGGGCUGGGCCCAAGAUCAAGGAGGGUAUUCUAGUUGGUUUUGAGCUGCAGAACCCAUAUUGGGUAUGACUUAAUGGGUGAGGGCCUGACUUGAGAUUGAGAGGCCCAACUAUUUUGACGAACGAUUUUUCUCUCGUUGUUGGAAUUUAAUUUUUUUUACAGUUAGAUCAGAUUAAUUGUGAUCUUCAAAAUGAUAUCCAAUUUGAUCUAUUUUUUGAACAAAAAAAGAGCUAUUUUUUACCAGACUACCAUAUGGUAUGAAAAGCGUAUCAUGGUGGUAUGAACAUACCAAGACUGUAGGAUGGUUGAAUACAUGCUAGCAGGAGUAUUCUAAUUGUCAUUACGACUUUCAACAUAGUGUACCACAAGAUACCACCUCGUAUCAGGGUGGUAUUGUGUGAUAUUUUUUGGUCAUGUAUUUUGUUCACCCAAAAAUUUGUAGAUCCAAUAGAUCAUGAUGAACUCGUUACUUUUGUGAAUUUUUUUUUAAAAAACGACUUAAAAACGAAGAAGAUACCAUAUGGUAUGCAGUUGGUAACGAGACACAAGAAAUUUUUUUCCUAAAAAAUAUUGAAAAUGUAUCUCAUUUUUGUAUAGCACAACGAACUCGUUUUAUCUGUGCAAAAAAAAAAAAUCCAAGUUAAAACGAAAAAGAUAUGAGCCGAUUAAGAAAACAAAUGAAAAUAAAAAUUACUUUAAUUCUCCACCCUAGAUAUGAAUUUUCUGAAGAAAGGGUCUAGAUUUAGUUACUGACCGUAUCCGGAGCUUGAGUUAGGCCGGGUAGCAUUAUAUCGAAUUAGAAAGUGUCAAAUUAAAUUGGCACAAUUAUCAUCGUUCAUGCCACAUAAAUGAAUAUUGAUCAUAGUUGUGAACGUACUAAAAUUUGUUGGUCGAACUUGAAAUCAUAUUAUAAAAAAUAUGAUCAUAUUAGUGAUGAUAAUGGGGCAGGCGGGUACCUCAUCCUGCACCAAGCGCGGUCAAGCCAGGUAAUACCCUCAUGGGUAGGGAUUCCACGAGUCUACCACCCAAUCAAUUUGACUCGUCCCGAAUAUUACGAUAAAGUUAUAAAACUCCCAAUUAGAGCCCAAAUAUAAACUUUAAUUGGGUGCAAUAUAUGGAAAAUAUAUUUAAUUAUAAUUUGGCUAAACAAAUGAAGUUAAUCAUUUAGC